GAAAGUGGGAGUUUAUCUCUCACAUGCUGCCUUGGGGAAUAGUAGUGGGAUGGUACUUCAGAGGGGAAAUGCAGCUUUCUCUUCUCCUAACCCCACUUUAAGACCAGCCAUGCUGGUCAGCAUCACUGUGGAGGUAGUGGGGCAACUUCUAACUGAGCUAGGAUGAGCUGAAAGGUGGUUUUGUUCCGCAGCAGUUUAAUUUAAAGGAGGACUUGACUGAAGCAGUCUACAAUGUAUGCUUGAAGUAAUUUAUGGAGAACGGGAAAAGACAGAAUAUCAAAGAACUGCAUUAAGAUUAAUUAUCCAGUUCACUGAAGAAUUAGGUAAUUUUAAAUGACAGAGAUCCUUCUGAUGAUGAAGAAAUGGAAAAAUCAACCAACACAAGUAAACCAGUACAGCCUGACUCAGACUCCGGGUCCAAACCUGCUACAGCAAAGAAAAGAAAACAGCCUGCAGAAUGUUUUCUAACUCGUCCUGAGGAAAAAGAAGAACACACUGUGAAGGUGAAAAGGAGAAGGAAGAAGAAAAUGUCUGAUAUUCUUGCAGAAUCAUCUCCAAAACCAGGUGUCCCUGAAGACCUACAAAAGCUACUUAAUCAACACUUUGAUACUAAACGUUCAGUGAUUGAACUAGAAGAGUUAAAACUGCCAGAUUCCUGUUUCCUGCCAUCCAAUGACCUCACCCACAGUUUUUCUUCAUACCUGAAGGAAAUCUGUCCCAAAUGGGCCAAACUUCGAAAAAACCACAAGGAGAAGUCGUCUGUGCUGAUGCUGAUUAUCUGCAGUUCUGCUCUCCGUUGUUUGGAGCUCAUUAAGUCAAUGACGGCAUUCAAAGGAGACUGCAAAGUUAUUAAAUUGUUUGCAAAGCACAUAAAGAUAAAAGAACAGUUGGACAUGCUGGAGAAUAGGGUCAUCCACCUGGGUGUAGGAACACCUGGAAGAAUAAAAGCGCUAGUAAAACAAGAUGGCCUUAGCUUGAACUCCUUGAAGUAUCUGAUUUUGGAUUGGAACUGGAGAGAUCAGAAAUUAAGGAGAAUGAUUGAUAUCCCUGAGAUAAGGAGAGAAGCAAUUGACCUUCUGGAAAUGGGAAUUAUAAAGCUGUGCAGAGAGGAUUCUGUGAAGCUGGGACUCUUUUAAUGGUGUAACUAACAUGGAUGCAAUUUACAGCUGUAUUUCACUUAUCAUUGUCUGUAGUAGGCAACUGUUCAGUGGCUGACUGGAUUCAGUUCUUCCGUUUCUGAGAUGCUUAGCAGAAAUGCAUAUUACAAUGUUUGUCAGCUUCUGGCCGUCUUAUAAUAAAGCAAAAUUUUGCAUGUAGA
This is a messenger RNA of Gopherus flavomarginatus (Mexican gopher tortoise), 1318 nucleotides long. It is a transcript of the gene CMSS1, whose product is annotated as cms1 ribosomal small subunit homolog. The transcript has 10 exons. The coding region runs from base 363 to 1136 and encodes 257 amino acids. Lineage: Eukaryota; Metazoa; Chordata; Testudines; Testudinidae. The record is from RefSeq and is a predicted model, not a curated record. Gene Ontology annotation, cellular component: nucleus; 90S preribosome.